This is a messenger RNA of Bactrocera tryoni, 2179 nucleotides long. Its product is annotated as nucleolar GTP-binding protein 2-like. Gene Ontology annotation, molecular function: GTP binding. The coding region runs from base 74 to 2098 and encodes 674 amino acids. The transcript has 3 exons. Gene Ontology annotation, cellular component: nucleolus. The record is from RefSeq and is a predicted model, not a curated record. Lineage: Eukaryota; Metazoa; Arthropoda; Insecta; Diptera; Tephritidae.
UUGUUUAUAUUCCAAACUGAACGUUUCAAAAAUACAUAUUUCCGCAAAAGUUUAAUAAACAAAAUAAAACAAUAUGCCGAAAGUUCGAAGUGCAACUGGGCCGCCGCGAAAGCAAGGCUUUAACCACUCCAAUCACUCCAUGAAUCCAGAGCGGCCCAAAUCUGGCCUGAAAGGAGUAGCCAAUCCUCGAACACAGGCAACAAUUAAACGACUGCAAAUGUAUCGCAAUUUCAAGGCAAAGCGUGAUCGCAGAGGAAAAAUUAUAACGCCAGCACCAUUCCAGGGACGUUUGCCAUCUGGCACCAUGGCGCGAGUGGAACCCUCACCAAAAUGGUUUAGUAACUCCAGAGUUAUAUCACAAAAUGCGCUGCAAAAGUUUCAAGAUGAGAUUGGCAAAGCAGUUAAAGAUCCAUAUCAAGUGAUAAUGAAGCCGUCGCAGUUGCCUAUAACACUGCUUAAUGAGACAAGCAAGUAUAAACGCGUUCAUUUAUUGGAUACGGAAAGUUUCGAUACCACUUUUGGCCCUAAAAAACAACGAAAGCGUGUAAAUUUAAAAGUUCGCGAUUUGGAAGACUUGAGUCGUAGCGCAGAACUACAGGCGGAGAAUUAUGAUGAAACCAAAGAUGUUGAUUUGGUUCGUGAAGAGACCGGCGAAAAAGCUGCACAACGUGAUUGGAUAUUUGCUGCGGGCCAGAGUCGUCGUAUAUGGAAUGAAUUGCACAAAGUAGUUGAUGCUUCUGACGUUUUACUUCAGGUGCUUGACGCUCGCGAUCCCAUGGGCACACGUUCAAAAUAUAUUGAACAAUUUCUACGCAAAGAGAAACCGCAUAAACACUUGUUCUUCAUUUUGAACAAAGUCGACUUGGUGCCUGUGUGGGUCACCCAGCGUUGGGUGGCUUUACUGAGUGCGGAAUAUCCUACGAUUGCUUUCCACGCGUCAAUGCAGCAUCCUUUUGGCAAGGGUGCACUUAUAAAUCUUUUCCGCCAGCUAGGCAAACUGCAUAUGGACAAAAAGCAGAUCAGUGUUGGUUUCAUUGGUUAUCCGAAUGUAGGCAAAUCUUCCGUUAUUAAUGCAUUGCGUUCCAAAAAAGUGUGCAAUGUAGCGCCCAUCGCAGGAGAAACAAAAGUAUGGCAGUAUAUUACUUUGAUGAAACGUAUUUUCCUCAUCGAUUGCCCUGGUGUGGUUUAUCCCUCGGCAGAAACCGACACCGAAAAGGUUUUGAAAGGUGUUGUACGUGUUGAAUUGGUCACAAAUCCUGAAGACUAUGUUGAUACAGUUUUACAACGUGUGCGUAGGGAAUAUAUACAGAAAACAUAUAAAGUUGAGAGCUGGACUUCGUCAAUGGACUUUUUGGAGCAAUUAGCUAAAAAAUCUGGAAAAUUAUUGAAAGGCGGGGAACCUGAUAUUACGGUGACUUCACGUAUGGUACUGAAUGACUGGCAACGUGGAAAGUUACCAUUUUAUGUAGCACCCGAGGGUUAUGAAACGCCUCAUUCCCAAGUUGAUAAGCCACAAAUCACCAAUGAAACUGAAAACUCUAGACAAGCCGAACAAGACGGUGAUGAUGCCAAAUCUGACGCGCCUACAUUUGUAAGUGAGUCAGUUAAGAAGGCGAGAGAGUUCAAACAGCUGCAAGAUUUCCGCAAAAUUAAAGUUGGUAUUGAAUUUGAAGCUGAUGACGUACGCGAGUUGGACAAAAUUGAUGUAGAAUUACUGGAAAAACAGAAAGCCGAGCGUUUGGAGCGUAAAAAGCAGCGUUUACAAAAUCCUGAAGACGAGGAGGAGUCGAGCGAUGGCGCCAGUGAAUUCUACUCUGAAGACGAAUAUGUUGAAAAUCUGGGACGUGUCGUCCACAAGAAAGCCAACAUUAAGCGUAAGGCAAGUGUGGCGAUAACAGCUUCUGGAAAGUUCAAAGUGGAGCCUGAUGUUGGCGAAGAAAGUGAUAAUGAUGGCAAACAACCUGCAGCUAAAAAACGUUUAACCGCCAAAGAAAAACGUGCUUUAGAGCGAAGUUUGAAACGCAAAAAGAUUGGCACUAAUUUCUACGAAGUAUCCAAUGUGAAAAAUCGGAAUAGAAAUAAGAAACAUGAGCCAUGAUGUAAAUAAAAUGUGAAUGUUACUCCUCCAACAUAUUGUUAAAACCUUCAAAAUCCAAAAUAAAUUUUAUUUCUAUCAUGA